ACCCCGUGGUUUCCAUGGACCUCUUGCGAGCUGUGCUGCAGCCCACUAUCAAUGAGGAAAUCCAGGCUGUCUUCAAUAAAUACAUGAAGUUCUUCCAAAAGGCUGCAGGUUUUGGAAACAUUAGAAACAAGGGAUAUUCACAAAAACUUGUUAUAUCUUAAACAGAAAUACUGGUUCAACUCGCCUAAGGCCCUUCGUAUGCUUUCUAACAGAAUAAAAAAGAAAAGAGGGUCUACCAUGAUUAAUAGUCUUAAGGCUAAAAAAGGAAAUGUGCAAACUACUACUAAGGAAAUCUUAAACAUCUUCACUGAUUUCUAUUCUAAUUUAUACUCCUCAAAGGCCCCGGAUGAGGUUAGAAUUACCAACUUUCUAGGAAAGAUUAGAAAUUUUACUAAAUUGACUAUGGCAGAUAGAGAAUUUCUAGAAAGACCAAUUGCCCAACAAGAAAUUUUAGAAGCUAUAAAAAAUGCCAAAAAUAAUAAAACGACAGGUCCAGAUGGGUUCCCUGUGGAAUUUUAUAAAAAAUAUGCAAAGUUACUAGCCAUUCAUCUAACAAAGACAUGCAACGCCAUAGUAACAUCAGGGAAAACACCACCUACUUGGGAAAUGGCUACGAUAAUAAUAAUUCUAAAGCACGGUAAAGAUCCAUUAAAUCCAGCUUCUUACAGGCCUAUCUCAAUACUUAAUCACGACUACAAACUCCUUACUGCAAUAAUGACAAAACGUCUUAAUACUUUUAUAGACAAAUAUAUCCACUCAGAUCAAGCAGGCUUCAUCCCAAAACGUGACAUAACUAAUAACAUUCAUAGAACUUUAAAUCUCCUGGCUCAUUGUAAACUCAAUAAAAUAGAAGCGGCCUUUCUGUCCUUAGAUGUGGAAAAGGCCUUUGAUUCGGUUGAAAUCAAAUACCUAAUUAAAACUAUGCAAAUGAUGAACUUUGGCAAUAACUUUCUAUCUAUAAUCAACCAAAAGCAAAUAUCAAGGUAAAUGGGCAGUUAUCAAAGUCAAUCAACAUUGGACGUGGUACUAGGCAGGGAUGCCCGUUGUCACCUAUACUGUUUGCCAUCACCCUUGAGCCACUAGCGAUAGCGAUUAGAGAAAAUGACUCCAUAAAUGGUAUAGAUAUAGGGACAUCCAAGUAUAAAAUCAGCUUAUUCGCUGACGAUAUGUUGCUCUAUCUGAAAAACCCCAAUCAGUCUUUAAAGCAUUUACAUCACCUUUUAGAAAUCUUUGGUAGAAUUUCAGGACUGAUAGUAAAUCAAGGAAAAUCCCAAAUUUUGUCAGUGAAUUUGCCUAGUCACAGCAUAACUCAGAUAAAAAAACUCAUACAACUUCCAGUGGACUAAUAAACAGUUAACUUAUCUAGGUAUUAAAAUAUCAGUGGAUGUUAAUGAUCUUAUUAAAGUUAAUCAUGAUAAAAUAAUUUCAGACAUAAAAUCAGAUAUGCAAAAUAAGAAAAAACUGAACCUUUCUUGGUGGGAUAGAUUCCACAUAAUUAAAUCCUUCUAUGUACCAAAAUUUCUAUUCCUGUUUAGAUCUAUUCCGGUGAAAAUAUCAACAACCCAAUUGAAAAAAUGGCAAUCAAUUCUGAAUAGAUUUUUGUGGCAAGACAAACCUCCACGGGUCUCUUUUAAUAUCCUCUCGUUGAAACAUUCAAAAGGAGGUUUAAACUUUCCUGACUUGGCAAUUUACCAAAAAGCAGUUAGUCUGUUUAACAUUCUACAACUCUUAUCAGCGCCUGAACUCUCUAGUUGGAAUAUACCAUUGUGUUCACUCCCAAAAUCAUUCUCACUUGGUGACUUGAUUUGGAAUCAAAGAAAGGAUCGCCCUCCAUUACAUAAUAACAUAUUUCUGUCAGCAAUACUAUCAGAAUGGGAUUUAAUAAGAGAUAAAAUAAUUCCUAAGAUUUCAAGAUUCUCCUCUUUUCACAAUCAAACAUGGUUUCCACCAGGAAAAAAACAGUAAUUAUAACUUGGUCCUCAAAGACAUGCAACUCAAUAGGCUUAUAGACAUAGCUUCUGGGAAAGAUAUUAUGUCAAAACAAGAACUGGAAAAUAAAACGCAAAAGAAAAUUCAUUGGUAUGUUUACAUGCAGAUUAAAAACAUGACAGAGUAUAAAUCUAAAAUUAUGAGUACCCCUUUGACUGAUUUUGAACAAAUUUUAAACUAUACACAGAGGGAGAAAAAGGGGAUGGUAUCUAAAAUAUAUGCUAUUCUGCUCUCUUGUUUAAAAAGUACUGAUUUACCUUGCCAAUCCAAAUGGCAUCAGGAUUGCAAUACUGAAAAAACACAGGAAAAAUGGGAGGAAAUCUGGUCAUCUUCAAUAUUUACAUCAAAAGUAAUUUCUAUAAGACUCCAAACGUUUAAAAUUAUUCACAGGUGGCACUUGACGCCUAAAAGAUUGUCUACAAUAUCAUCCUCUUGCUCUCCCCUGUGUUGGAAGAGUUGCAAUGAGGUAGGAUCCUUCUCUCAUUGUUGGUGGGGUUGUCCAUUGAUAGCCACAUUUUGGAAAGAAAUAUUGGAAGUAAUAAAACAGAUUACGAGUUACGAUAUUCCAUUAUCGCCUUCAAUUAUAUUUCUAGACCAAUGGAAUAUUCCGCAGAUCCCAAAAGCUAUCAGGAAUCUUAUAGCAAUUUUGUUAGUUGCAGCGAAAUCAGCGACAGCUUCAGUCUGGAAACUGAAGAAAGUGCCAACUAAAGAGAUGUGGCUCUCUAAGACAUGGGACCGUUUCAUCCUGGAUAAAAUUAAUGAUAAUAUUCUCAAUGCUGAACGCUUUCCUGCCAGGUCUAAUUUCUAUGACAAAUGGUUCCCUUUUCUUGAAUUUAUAGACAUGCACGAUUUACAUCCCAAAAUAAGAAUUGCUCAGACGUUGACUCAGUUUUCUGAUAUUUGGUAAUAUUAUGUAUGCUUUGUUUAAGUUAUUGUAAUGUUCAUAUUCUUCAAAACUUGUGAACUAUUAUUCAUUAGUUGUUGUGUUACAGUUGCUGUUCAUCGUUGAUUUCUAUUUGUUGUAUGUUAUAAAGCUUAAUUAAAAAAAAAAAAAAGAACUGAAGACAGGUGUGUGCAGCGGGGCAGGUGAAUUUGCAGCCCUGAACAUUCCCUGCUGGUCCUUCCUGCGUGCAGCUGGGCAGUGCAUGAGGAGAGGGAGAGGCCAAAGGAAAUAGGCCAUUUUGAAGCUCUGUCAGCUUGUAUCGUUCCAACUCCAAGAAUACCGUUUCUG
This is a messenger RNA of Eublepharis macularius, 3220 nucleotides long. It is a transcript of the gene DNTTIP1, whose product is annotated as deoxynucleotidyltransferase terminal interacting protein 1. The transcript has 2 exons. The record is from RefSeq and is a predicted model, not a curated record. NCBI's taxonomy places the organism in Eukaryota, Metazoa, Chordata, Lepidosauria, Squamata, Eublepharidae. Gene Ontology annotation, molecular function: nucleosome binding; DNA binding. The coding region runs from base 1988 to 2896 and encodes 302 amino acids. Gene Ontology annotation, cellular component: nucleus.